AUGGCGAUUAUACACCAAGGAUGCAUUCCAUAUGAAAUCGGAAACUCAUUAGCACUUCAACAUUUAUUCUUGGCUAGUAAUAUGUUAACAGGUACAAUUCCGCAUUCAAUUGGCAGAUUAUCAAAUUUGAAGCAAUUGCCCAUUUUCGACAACAAUAUUCAGGGUCCAAUACCUGAAUCCAUCUUCAAUCUCUCCAUGUUACAUGUUCUUUCUCUUGCUGGAAAUAAUAUCUCCGGCAAUCUUCCAUCGUCCAUUGCCAAUGGUCUUCCUAAUCUCGAACGUCUCUUACUUGCUGACAAUCAGUUGAGUGGGAAAAUUCCUGCCUCUAUUUCAAAUUUUUCAAAGCUUACUAAGUUGGAACUUGGAUAUAACUCCUUCAGUGGACGAGUACCAAUGAAUCUUGGGAAUUUACAUAACCUGCAGAGUCUGCGUCUUGGUUUUAAUCACUUGACAAAAGAUCCUUCGGUGCUCGAAUUGGAUUUUCUUAGUUCAUUGCAAAAUUGUAAGAAGUUGAAAUUAAUAGGGAUUGGAGACAAUCCUUUCCAUGGAAUAUUACCAAAAUCCUUGGGUAAUUUGUCAACAUCCAUUGAAAUUUUUAGAGCCGAUCAUUGUGGUAUUAAAGGUAUCAUUCCGAAUGAAAUUGGUAAUUUGAGCAACUUGAUAGAGUUGGACAUUGGAGGCAAUGAAUUGAUAGGAACAAUUCCUGACACAUUGGGUCAAUUAAAAAAAUUGCAAAGGCUGAUACUCGGUGUCAAUAAACUACAGGGGUCUGUAUCUGUCAACCUUUGCAAUUUGGUAAAUCUGUAUUAUCUUGAUUUGGGAAAUAAUCAACUUUCUGAGCAGUUGCCAAAGUGUUUAGGAAAUCUUACGUCUUUACGACAAAUUUAUUUAUUUUCCAACUCAUUGACUUCCACUAUCCCAUCCACAAUGUGGACUAACAAGGAAAUCCAGAUUUUGAGUUUAACUGAUAAUUUGCUGAAUGGGUCACUGGCUCCAGAAAUUGGAAACCUUAAGAGCAUGCGAGGGUUAUAUCUAUCGGGAAAUCGAUUCUCAGGUAAUAUUCCUAGCACUAUAGGACAACUUCAGAAUUUGGGAAAUCUAACAUUAUCAAACAAUCUAUUACAUGGUCCUAUUCCUGAAUCGUUUGAUAAUUUGAUUUCAUUGAAAAUAUUGGAUUUAUCCAAGAACAAACUCGAUGGUGUAAUCCCCAAGUCAAUGGAGAAACUUAAGUACCUUGAGUAUUUCAAUGUUUCAUUCAAUGAACUCACUGGUGAAAUUCCAAAUGGAGGGCCUUUUAAGAACUUCACGUCAGAUUUCUUCAUGGGCAAUAGGGAAUUGUGUGGAGCAUCUCAUUUUAAGGUCAAGCCAUGCAAAUAUGAUACAGCUAGAACAUCAAGCAAAACAAGAGUUUUGAAGUUUAUUUUUCCAUCAAUUGUCGUAGUAUUGAUUCUGGCCAUUACUUUGGUCUAUUUAAUAAGACGUCAUAGCAGGAAUACACUUUUUACAGCUCCGUCUACUUCCCCUGUGACAGUCAAGUGGGUUUCAUAUUAUGAAGUUCUAAAUGCUACCAAUAAAUUUGGUGAAGAGAAUCUGAUUGGCAAAGGUAGUAUUGGUUCAGUGUACAUGGGAACAUUUUCAGAUGGAAUGAUUGCUGCUAUUAAGGUUUUCAAUCUAGAUUUGGAAUGUGCAAACCAAAGUUUUGAUAAUGAGUGCCAAAUACUUUGCAACAUUCGUCAUAGAAAUCUUGUCAAGGUAAUUACUAGUUGCUCUAACAUUGAUCUCAAAGCCUUAGUUUUGGAAUAUAUGCCUAAUGGAAACCUUACCAAAUGGCUUUCUUUGAGCAACUAUUUCCUAAAUUUAGCUCAAAGAUUGGAAAUAAUGAUAGAUGUGGCAUCUGCGCUAGAGUAUCUACAUCAUGGAUAUCCCUCUUUGAUUGUCCAUUGUGAUUUGAAGCCCAGCAACGUACUUUUAGAUGAAGAUAUGGUUGCCCAUGUUGUUGACUUUGGCAUUGCUAAGCUUUUCACUGAAGACCAAAGAAUUUCAAUUACCAAGACGUUGGGUACCAUUGGAUAUAUGGCUCCAGAAUAUGGAUCAAAUGGAUUAGUAUCAACUAUGGCAGAUGUUUAUAGCUAUGGGAUUAUGCUAAUGGAAACAUUUACCAAGAAGAAGCCAACAGAUGAUAUGUUUGUCGGAGAGUUCACAAUGAGAAAAUGGGUGCUUGAAUCAUUCCCAAAAGCAAUAGCACAAAUAGUGGAUAUCGAUUUAGUGAAUGCUGCUGAAUAUAAUAUUCAAGCUAAGGAGAGCUGCUUCACAUUAAUCAUGGAACUAGCACUAGAAUGCACAACUGAUUUGCCCGAGGAGAGGCCCACUGCUAAAGAUAUUCUAGAAACUGGCUAUCAUUCUGAAGAUUUUAAAACUUUAUUGGCAUCCAUUGUUGUGUUGUAG
Messenger RNA from Olea europaea var. sylvestris, 2445 nucleotides. Its product is annotated as receptor kinase-like protein Xa21. The record is from RefSeq and is a predicted model, not a curated record. Gene Ontology annotation, biological process: protein phosphorylation. The transcript is spliced from 5 exons. Lineage: Eukaryota; Viridiplantae; Streptophyta; Magnoliopsida; Lamiales; Oleaceae. Gene Ontology annotation, molecular function: protein binding; protein kinase activity; ATP binding. Bases 1 to 2445 code for a protein of 814 amino acids.